Messenger RNA from Coccidioides immitis RS, 2780 nucleotides. Its product is annotated as acetamidase. The record is from RefSeq and is a predicted model, not a curated record. Bases 37 to 1797 code for a protein of 586 amino acids. Lineage: Eukaryota; Fungi; Ascomycota; Eurotiomycetes; Onygenales; Onygenaceae. The transcript has 4 exons.
AUCAAGUGGCGGGCUUCCCAUCACCAACCACCCAAAAUGCUUCCUCCAUUCGAUUACUUCCAGCAUCGCCGGGCCCGGGACUGGAAACAGAGACAGCGUGCACAGCGCUUUGCCAGCCUCCCCGCCGCCUACCAUUCCGCAUUUACGGCAUUCGACAGAUCGAUCAUCGACGAACCGAUCGAAGAUCUUGUUGAAGGUGUACAGAAAGGAGCCGUGUCGGCACGGGCUGUCCUGCAGACAUACGGCAAAGUAGCUAUCAAAGCUCAAGAACGGACAAACUGUGUAACAGAACUUCUCCUUCCCGAGGCCGAGAAAUGGGCAGACCAAGAGAUUAAUCUGAAGGGCCCCUUGGCAGGAAUUCCUGUCUCGUUGAAGGACUCUAUCCAUGUGAAGGGGUUCGAUACUUCGGUUGGAUAUACGAAGAAUACAGGCCAACCACUGGCCGAGGACGGAGGCUUGGUUAAGCUGCUUAAAGAUGCCGGUGCCAUUCCAUAUGCAAAGACCGCUCUGCCGAUAACUUUGUUGUCCUUUGAGUCUACAAACCCUCUCUGGGGGGUGUGCCGUAACCCCCAUGUGCCGGAGUACUCUCCUGGAGGCUCGAGCGGUGGUGAGGGCGCUAUCAUUGCCAUGGGCGGUCGCAUCGGCGUGGGCUCUGACGUUGCCGGUUCUGUUCGCGUACCGGCCGCGUGGAGCGGAGUCUACUCCCUUCGAUGCAGCACUGGCCGCUGGCCCAAGGCUGGCGUGAACACUAGCAUGGCGGGCCAGGAAGGUGUACCAAGCGUUUUCAGUCCAAUGGCACGAACAUUGAAUGAUUUGGCCUAUUUUACACGCUCCGUCAUUCAUAUGAAACCAUGGAAGUACGAUAACACUGUACAUCCGAUUAGCUGGAGAGACGAGGAGGAGGAUGAUGCUCGGACCAAAAAAUUAAGGAUUGGUGUGAUGAAGUCUGACGGAGUCGUCCCACCUACGCCUGCUAUUGCUCGUGCAGUUGACACCACUCGCGCCGCCCUUGCUGCUGCCGGCCACACACUCGUCGACAUCACACCGCCGGCAACGGCUACUCCACUAAUCGGACUCAACCUCGCCUCUCUCCUUCUCAACUCCGAUGGUUGCCAGACAUUCAACUCCCACAUGCGUACCGGCGAAACCUCCGAUCCCGGUGCUGACAAGCUUACCAAAUAUGCCAACAUGUUCCGACCGUUCCGCUACCUCUACUACCUCUAUGUCCGCUACAUCAAGCGCGACAAGGUCUGGGCCUAUCUCCUCAAAGACUUUGGUCUCAAGACAUCUACCGAGCUCUGGAAGCUCGUUGCACAACGUGAAGCCUUCCGCGCAACCUGGCACAACUGGUGGAACGCCAAAGAGCAAAGCUACGACUUCAUCCUCUGCCCCGUCAACGCUACUCCCGCCCUUCCCCACGGUGCUAUGCGUGACGGUUUCAGCUCUUGCGGCUACACCUUCUUAUGGAACAUGCUCGAUUACUCUGCCGGUGUUAUUCCGGUUGGUCACGUCGAUAAAGUCAAGGAUGCUCUCGUUACAUCUGACGGCAAGCCAGCUAAGAAGAAUUCGUAUAAGCGUGUGCUUAAAGAUCUUGGUGCUGACAGCACCGUGUCGAGAGGAGCUUGGAAAUAUUAUGAUUCCAAUGCUAUGCAUGGACUGCCUACCGCUGUGCAGAUCGUAGGAAGAAGAUGGAACGAAGAGAGAGUCAUAGGAUACAUGGAAGCGGUGGAGAAAGCGUUGGAAGACUACAAGGGUCCCACUGGCGAGGGAGGAAAGUAUAAACUGCUUGAGGUUUGACGUCAUUUGUAUAUCCGUGUAAGAGACGGCGGAUAUGCGCUUUGAUUGAGCGGAUCCUUGUCCGCCUGGAUCUAUAUCUGUUAUUUGUCUAUAUCCAUUGAGCGCGAUCAACUGAGUUUAUCAAUCAAGUAUUUAGUAUAUACUUUUUAAGGUGGUCUAGCCAAAUAUCAAGGUACUGUACAUGAAACUUUUCCAGCAGAAUGCUCUAAAAAUGUACAGCCAUUCAUGCUGCCUCACCUCGCCUCAGAGCGCCGUAAGAACCCUCUCGUCUCUCAUUCAAUGCAUCGGGCAGUAAUCUCUCGGUCUCACCAACAUCGCAGGCGGCUGAUCCAACUCCCAUCCACCGCCUAUUUCUCCACCAAACAAACCAAGCUAAUACGCCGCCCGCAAUGGCCCCAGCCCCUGUCAAUCCAAUAUUCACCGGCACAGGAUUCCCAUGCAAAAUUUUGAUCGUUAGAAUAUCUAAAGGACUCUGUAAAAAGUUCCCCAAACCUGCAAGAAAAGUAAUCAAUCCAUACACCUUUCCGAAUGUUUGGAAUCCAAAUAUUUUUGCGGCGUAGUCGGACACGACGGUGUAGAAGUACGGCCGGUAGAGAACGAAGAGGGAUAUGUUGGCGUACGCGGCGGUAAGGCUAUCUGAGAUGCAUCCUAGAACACCGACGAGAGUUGCACCGGUCACAAGGAGAGUGAGGAUGCCGGGUAGAGUGCUCUGAUCUAGGAUGAUUCCUAUGAAAGGAAUAGCGAUAAGGCCGCCAAGUGGUAGGAAGAAGUCAAAAAGGUGGUUCAGCUGCCUUGCUUGAUUGGGUUGCGAGAGGAGGUAUUCAUAUUGCGGAUGGAUAGUGGAUAUAAAGUAGUUUGUGCGCAGCAUUUGAAUGAUAGUGAAGAUGGUGAUAAAGAUGAACCAGGGAGAAAGGAUUUGUUGAAGGGAGGAGGAGGUAUGCAUUACCCCCCAAUUAGGGUCAGCUUUGAAUGCAGGAUUCGAG